AUGCACAUGAAAUUGUUUUUCAUUGUGGUGCUUUUAAUCCUGCCAACACAGGCAGCCAAAAAGAAAUCCCGCAACAUAUACUACUUGGGCACCAAGGAUGAGGCAAAUCCAAAAUAUCUGCGACAAUUUCAGGUGAACAUCAGCAAGGCUCGUGAUUCCAUGAAUAUCCUGGUGGAAUUCGGCCAGGAUGUCCGUGAUAUGUGGCUGACUGUGGGUGUGGGUCUGUGGCAGAGAUCGAAUAAAAAUUUCCGCAGCAUAUUUUCCUAUGACAUUGAUUUGUGUGACACCCUAAAACGCAUAAAAUCUUCCAAGAUCGAAGUGUUAAAGGUGUGGCUUAGCAAUUUAUUUAAGUACGGCAAUCUCUCCACAGAUUGUCCCUUUUACAAGAGUGUCUAUUUAUUUCGAAAUUUCAAAUUCGACAAGGAUAGCAUACCGACUUAUAUACCUGCGGGAAAAUAUCAAACCCAUCUUUGUGGGUAUCGAAAGAAAAUGGAUGGUUCUAAAGAUAUUGUUGUAUCCUCGUAUUUAACAUAUGAAUUGAAGUGA
Musca domestica (house fly) is the source of this 546-nucleotide messenger RNA. RefSeq lists its product as uncharacterized. The transcript is spliced from 3 exons. Bases 1 to 546 code for a protein of 181 amino acids. Lineage: Eukaryota; Metazoa; Arthropoda; Insecta; Diptera; Muscidae. The record is from RefSeq and is a predicted model, not a curated record.